This is a messenger RNA of Octodon degus (degu), 7944 nucleotides long. It is a transcript of the gene Srgap3, whose product is annotated as SLIT-ROBO Rho GTPase activating protein 3. The coding region runs from base 337 to 3243 and encodes 968 amino acids. The transcript has 23 exons. Lineage: Eukaryota; Metazoa; Chordata; Mammalia; Rodentia; Octodontidae. Gene Ontology annotation, molecular function: protein binding. Gene Ontology annotation, cellular component: cytoplasm. Gene Ontology annotation, biological process: signal transduction; negative regulation of cell migration. The record is from RefSeq and is a predicted model, not a curated record.
GAGUGUGUGUGCACAUACGCCAGCGCUUGUGUGUGAGUGCUCUUGGUUAUUUUGGGGAGGAGAAGAAAAAUCUUGGAAAUUUGGACAGAGUACCGGGUCCUGGUGAUUCUUUUGCAAAAAAAGCUGACCGGAGUGAGCUUUCAGAGCCAUUUCUGUGUGGGUAAAGAGAUUUUCCUCAGAGAAGGAUUUCUGCUCGGCUCUGCAGCCCAGUGAGAGAUCAGCCCCUAAACCUAGGAAAUCGACCAGUGCCUGCUGCUCCCAGGGUUUGAGAAGGACUCGAGAAGAAAAGGAGCGAUUAAUCAAACAGUGUGUCCGUUCCUUUGGCCACAUCAGAAGAUGUCAUCUCAAACUAAGUUCAAGAAAGACAAAGAAAUCAUUGCUGAAUAUGAAGCCCAAAUAAAAGAGAUCCGCACACAGCUGGUAGAGCAGUUCAAAUGCCUGGAGCAGCAGUCAGAGUCGCGGCUACAGCUGCUUCAGGACCUCCAGGAGUUCUUCCGCAGGAAGGCUGAGAUCGAGCUCGAGUACUCCCGCAGCCUGGAGAAGCUGGCUGAGCGGUUUUCCUCCAAAAUCCGCAGCUCCCGGGAGCACCAAUUCAAGAAGGACCAAUACCUGCUGUCACCAGUGAACUGUUGGUAUCUGGUCCUACAUCAGACCCGGCGGGAGAGCCGAGACCAUGCCACGCUCAAUGACAUCUUCAUGAACAAUGUCAUCGUCCGCCUCUCCCAGAUCAGUGAGGAUGUCAUCAGACUCUUCAAAAAGAGCAAGGAGAUCGGCCUGCAGAUGCACGAGGAGCUCCUGAAGGUGACCAACGAGCUGUACACAAGGCAGGCAAAGUAUUCCGAGAACAAGCUGAAGUGUACAAAGGCCCGGAAUGACUACUUGCUCAACCUGGCAGCCACCAAUGCAGCCAUCAGCAAAUACUACAUCCACGAUGUCUCUGAUCUCAUCGAUUGCUGUGAUCUGGGCUUUCAUGCCAGCCUGGCCCGCACCUUCCGGACCUACCUCUCUGCUGAGUACAACCUAGAAACCUCUCGCCACGAAGGGCUGGAUGUCAUCGAGAAUGCUGUGGACAACCUGGACUCCCGCAGUGACAAACACACAGUCAUGGACAUGUGCAACCAGGUCUUCUGUCCUCCACUCAAGUUCGAAUUCCAGCCCCACAUGGGGGAUGAGGUGUGCCAGGUCAGUGCCCAGCAGCCCGUCCAGACGGAACUGCUCAUGCGGUACCACCAGCUGCAGUCCAGGCUGGCUACACUCAAGAUCGAGAAUGAGGAGGUUAGAAAAACCCUGGAUGCUACCAUGCAGACCUUACAGGACAUGUUGACAGUGGAGGACUUCGACGUCUCAGAUGCCUUCCAACACAGCCGGUCCACUGAGUCUGUGAAGUCAGCCGCCUCUGAGACCUACAUGAGCAAGAUCAACAUUGCCAAACGGAGAGCCAACCAGCAGGAGACAGAGAUGUUUUAUUUUACAAAAUUCAAAGAGUAUGUAAACGGCAGUAAUCUCAUUACCAAGCUCCAGGCCAAGCAUGACCUACUCAAACAGACGCUGGGUGAAGGGGAAAGAGCAGAAUGUGGCACCACCAGGCCCCCCUGCCUUCCCCCUAAACCACAGAAAAUGAGGAGACCUAGGCCUCUUUCAGUGUAUAGCCAUAAACUCUUUAACGGCAGUAUGGAAACCUUCAUUAAGGAUUCAGGACAAGCUAUACCACUUGUAGUUGAGAGCUGCAUCCGAUACAUCAAUUUAUAUGGACUUCAACAGCAGGGGAUCUUCAGGGUGCCAGGAUCUCAGGUGGAAGUCAAUGACAUCAAAAAUUCAUUUGAGAGAGGUGAAGACCCACUUGUGGAUGAUCAAAAUGAACGAGAUAUCAAUUCAGUCGCUGGUGUUUUAAAAUUGUAUUUCCGAGGACUGGAAAACCCACUCUUUCCUAAGGAAAGGUUUCAAGAUUUGAUAUCUACUAUUAAACUGGAGAACCCAGCUGAGAGGGUGCACCAGAUCCAGCAAAUUCUCAUCACCCUGCCCCGCGUGGUCAUCGUGGUCAUGAGAUACCUCUUUGCUUUCCUCAACCACCUCUCCCAGUAUAGCGACGAGAACAUGAUGGAUCCCUACAACCUGGCCAUCUGCUUCGGGCCCACCCUCAUGCACAUCCCCGAUGGGCAGGACCCUGUGUCCUGCCAGGCACACGUCAAUGAAGUCAUCAAAACCAUCAUCAUCCAUCACGAAGCCAUCUUCCCCAGCCCCCGGGAACUCGAGGGACCCGUAUAUGAAAAAUGCAUGGCUGGAGGGGAAGAGUAUUGUGACAGCCCACACAGUGAGCCAGGGACCAUUGAUGAAGUUGACCAUGACAAUGGCACAGAGCCUCACACUAGUGAUGAAGAAGUGGAGCAGAUAGAAGCCAUUGCCAAGUUUGAUUAUGUGGGGCGGUCCCCACGUGAGCUGUCUUUCAAGAAGGGAGCCUCACUGCUCCUGUACCACCGUGCCUCUGAGGACUGGUGGGAGGGCCGUCACAAUGGCGUGGAUGGACUCAUCCCUCAUCAGUACAUAGUUGUACAAGACAUGGAUGAUGCCUUCUCUGACAGCUUGAGCCAAAAGGCUGAUAGCGAGGCCAGCAGUGGACCACUGCUGGAUGACAAGGCCUCCUCCAAGAACGACCUCCAGUCCCCUACGGAGCACAUUUCAGACUACGGCUUUGGGGGUGUGAUGGGCCGAGUGCGGUUGCGAUCGGAUGGAGCGGCCAUACCAAGGCGCCGAAGUGGUGGCGACACACACAGUUACAAAGUGAAGGAGAUGCUCCAUUCACACUCUGCCAGGCAGAAUGAUGGUAGAGGGGACAUUGAGAAGACCAUGAGCACCGCUUUGCAUGAGUUGCGGGAACUUGAGAGGCAGAACACAGUCAAGCAGGCACCGGAUGUGGUGCUGGACACCCUGGAGCCCCUGAAGAACCCACCAGGCCCCAUCAGUUCCGAGCCUGCCAGCCCCCUGCACACCAUUGUCAUACGCGACCCAGAUGCUGCCAUGCGCCGCAGCAGCAGCUCCUCCACUGAGAUGAUGACCACCUUCAAGCCAGCCCUGUCUGCCCGCCUGGCUGGUGCCCAGCUGCGCCCACCCCCUAUGCGGCCAGUAAGGCCAGUGGUCCAGCACCGGUCCAGCAGCAGCAGCAGCUCAGGCGUGGGCAGCCCAGCUGUGACGCCCACCGAGAAGAUGUUCCCCAACAGCACCACAGAUAAGUCAGGCACCAUGUGAUCUGAUGGAAGAGCGGUGUUGCCCUGGCUUACUGUGGCACACAUUGGCUUAGGGUAGCUUCGGUGGCUGCCACUCACUUCCCAGUGAUCCUGGCCUUGGAGGGCAGAGCCCGGGAGGUCAGCCUGGGAGAGCUCGUAUCAGUGGAGAGCUGAAGCCCAGGCAUUAGCUGCAGCUCAUGAUUCAGCCAUGUGAAUCCACAGACCUCUUGUGUGCAGACACUCCAAGGAAUGCUAGAGCGAGAGUAGCCCCAAGGACAGCCGCCCUGAGCUUGAGGUGGAAUGCUAGACGGCGUCUUGGCAUACCAUCACUGGAAGACUAGUUUCUUGACAGUCUCUCUACAUACUUGUAUAUGUGUGUGUAUAUAUAUGUGCAUACAUAUGCAUAUAUACGUAUGCACAUGUCUGUAAGUGUGUGUGUAUAUAUAUAUUUAUGCAUCUAUAUACAUAUACUAGAUCUGGACAUACACACAUGCUAAAUGUAUAUAGUAUUUCUUUUUUUCUUUUUAUGAAACUUAGAUUUACCUCAGACCCAUGCCACCAAACAUCUCCUGCUGAGUUAUUUGGUGGGAUUUGCAGGGACUUCUCUGGGAGGACUUACAGGCCCCACAAUAACUGCGAAUGAAGCAAUAUACCACUAACCUGCAGAAAAACAAACAGUCUCCCACUGUCUCCAGAAGUCGUGGCCUUCCAGAAUAGUCUGCCCCUACAGGAAGGGUGGGGCAGGCAGCACCCCAAGUAGGCUGCUCCUAGGAGUGGGGAACCCUUCACAGAAAACCCUUGGUUCACCCCAGAGACCUUGCCCUUCUACUCAGAGGCCAAGAGCCAACUCUACCCCAAAGGCAUGGGAGGAGGUUGGCGAGAAGGGCCCUGACCAUAGCAUCCUCAUGUUCUUGCAUAGAUCAGGAACCACAGGGAGAACCUGAGCCCCAGCAUAGCACAGUGGUUGGGAAAAAGGAAAAGAGAGAGAAAAAUACCGUGGUGUGAAGUACUUCCAAUCCUAGAAACGCUGUAGGAAUAAUUUGUGGUAACUACAGAGGUUUAACUUAUAUUGUCUUCAAAAUAUUUAAUUUUUCUUUUUCUUGUUCUAUUAUACUGUCAGAUUUUGAACUCAACAGACAAGGAGACUUUAGUCACAUUGUUUCAUUUGAAACCAAAUGUGAUCCCCUUUGGCCUUUGCCUGCCUGCAUGAAGUUCAUGAGCCCUGAGUGCCCAGUUAGGGCCAGAGGCUGUGGAGGGGUGACCUUGGGCACUGUCUGGGCCAGAGGACACCGCUGGCGAGUUUCCACAAGUGCAGUAGCUUUCUACCUUCCCUCCACUCCCACUUCAUCCACUCUCUUCAGAGCAUUUACUCUAAAUGAAAAUGUGGUGAUAGGCACAGAGGCAUGUUUCCCAAGUAAAAUGAGCAAGACAUUUCCUCUUGGAGGAAAAAAGGCCUCCUGAGUUGCUCUCGUUUAAUUCCAUUUUACCUCCUUUUCUAAAAUUUGCUUUGUAGACACAGGCUGUUUUUGGGUAAUGGAACCCAGAUAGGUCUGAGUACGGGGACCACUUUUACUUAGUCUCUCCUGCCAAGCUAAGGUCUCUUCCCUACUGCUCUUAGGCUCUCUCUUUCUCUUUCUCUCUCUCUCUCUCACUCUCAGUCUCGCUCUCACUCUCGAUCUCUCUCCCGCUCUCUCUCGGGAUCUCUGAGGUGUGGAGUCCCAACUUCAGAGUUUUCGAGUCUUAGCCCCUGUUCACUUAGGAGCUGUGUGACAUGGGUGCAUCCCUACACCUCACAGGGCUCAUUUUUUUCUUCCCCAUUCAACGAGGCUAAUAAAGAUCAGGUGGGAGUUAGCCGGCUGGGUGGCGUGGAAGGCAUUGUGCCAUCUUGAUCACUCUUAUCAUCAGGAAGGUGUCUUUCAGAUCCGAAACCAUCCAGACCUUCUUUUGAGAGAUUUUGAGAAAUUCAUGGAAUUUUCCUAUCAACUUACUCAGAGCCCAAAGCACAGCCCUGCAGGUGCUUGAAAUGACAUCCUUAGCAUCUCCUCCCACUGGAGUAGGACCUCUCCUCUGGUCCUCCAUUAAAAGGUAAACUCACCCAAGGAGGAGACCUAGUGAGCCCUGAUACCUGGGCAUGGAAGUAGAAAGCCAUCCUGACUCCUGUGGAGGACUGGUGCUGAGCCACGCAGCGGGAGGAGGAUGGGGGAGGACACCUACGAGGAUGGCAGGGAGAGCCUAAGGAUGGAGGCAACUUCUUGUUUUGCCUGGGGCAAUCAAUGCUUUGCUUUUACCUGCUGGAUCUGAAAGGCCCUCUGCCUUUGAGCACAGAAAGGUUGCCCCCUUCCCCAAAGAGGAAGGCCUGGAACCCACCCACAGUGUGACAGGUGCCUGGGAGGCUGGACUGAGUCAGCCUCGGAAGGUCAUUCGUUUGCCAGGAUGCUGUGCUACCCAGUCAGACACAAGACUCCUCAUUUCCACUCCAGAGAUACACCCUGACUUUAAAUCCAGUCACCCCCUCCCCCCAGUGAAAUUCUGCCACGGAUAUUAGAUGAAAAGCAAGAAUCUGAGUAGGCAGAUGCGUUGUGUGACACACAUAGUCGGGCUGUGCGGACUUUUCUCUUGACUGAUUUUGUUCUUCCUCACUGACAGUGGACCCUUGUUUCCCAGAAAUACCUGAAUGCAAAGCCUUAGCUGUUUUCUUUAGGCACCUAUUUUCUUUCCACUGAGAAUGGCUGGUGAGUCCACACUGCAGGGUGUGUGCUCACAGACGGCAGACUCCUCCCCACGGGUCCAGCCUGACCACCCGCGCCUUGGCGCAGAGCAGUGGAAAGAAGCGCCCCGAGCCCGCGCCCUCGCGCGCACCCUGCAUGUCUCCCUCCGCACCCCUCAUCACGCCCCACGAUGUCCACCGAACAUUGGCAUUCUCUUCCGAUUCCUGCCUGUUUUUAGUCCACUAUAUAGUGCUGUAUUUGCUUAAAUGCUGGAAAGUAACUGUUAAAAUGUGAAACUGUAAUUUUUUUAAAGGCUACGAUUAAAUGAUAGCCAAUGCCACUUACCAAAUCUUUGCACCUAGUAGAUAGAUCAAUGUAAAAACAAAUACCAGAAACCUAACUGUACAGUGAGUGUGGGGGGAAAUACGUAGUAACCUAGUUAGUAGUCCUCAAUAUAACCAGUUGUACAAGGGGAAGUGAUGUUUACCUAUUUGUUCAUCACCAUUACUGAAAGCUGAACCGAUCAGCUAGUCGAUAACGGGCAUUUUUUUUUUGGGGGGGGGGCUUCACAGGACGAUUUCUUAACCUUCAACUUACCCCUAGGUCAAGCCUUUGUCUUUCUGUAUAACCGAUGUUCAGUCUAUUUUAGGAAUGAACCAGCAAGAUGUUCAUUUAAAACUGACCAAAGACAAUUAGUUCCUGGUCUAGUUUCUUGGGCCUCCUGGUCCCGGCUGCCACUAAAGACUUUUCUGGGAUAAAAUUAAGAACAAGCCGUGCUUCCACACCUACUGUCCCUCCCUGCCCUCCCUCACUUCCUUUUCCUCUUAAAGUGCUGCUCUGAGCUGUGGGAUUCUAUGAAAAAUUCUUGCCUUUCCUUGUUUUCAGUGCUAACGAUUUCUCACCUUGAAGCGCCUUUUGAACCCUGGGCAGAGCACACAAUUGAAGGGAAUUGUGGGCUUGGGAAUUAGACUUGGGAGUCUUUUCUCUGAAGUCUCCAGGGCCAGGAGAGAAAUGGAUUCCCAAGGAACAAAAGGUUUCUACUCGCGACGAAAUUGGAAUGGGAAGAGACACAGGGAAAUUUAGCCAUCCUUCGGCUACCGGCUGGAACCAGCAGUUCAGAGAUCUGCCUUACAAACACUUAAAACUGGCUUUGGUACCCAAAAGAGAGCUGGUGUGGGGCCAGACCGCCUGCUCCACCGGCCUCCUUGGAGUGCCUUGGUGGGUAUAUCUCUCAUUCAGGAGGCAUGGAGGCGUGGAUGCGUGCAGAGGACUUCUCGUGACCUGGUCAUGCUUGCCACACAUGGAGAAGACCACAGGACUAACACUAGUUCCUCUUCUCUGUCUCUCUCCUCACUCUUCCCACAUCAGGUGGUUCCACACCAGAACAAAGGCCUCCUUCUCCUGAGGAGCCCAGAAAGAGCCGCUCACAUUGGUGGCUGUGGCCCUGCCGGGCAGGGGGGAAAGGGACAGUGGGGAGAGAAGGCAGGAAGGGCUGAGUGGGUGUCGCCUGGCUGAUUUUCUGCUGUGCAGAGCGAAAGCUGACAUUUCAUAGCAAUUUCUCCGGCUCUCUGGGGCCUUCUCUCUUCUGAGUAGCCAUGUAGAAAAUUCCCCACAUACCCAAAGCUGCCAGGGGAGCUGAGAAAGGGACUUAGCUGUCAGGUCCCAUCCUCCCGCCCCUCUGAGGUCCAUCUGCCAGGGUCCCACUGUCACAUCCUCUAGGACAGCCCUGUGGCUAUCGCUGCCCCUAGCAGACACCUCCUGUCUGUGUGAACUGUCACAGGCAAAUAGCAAAGCUGUUCCUUGAACCUGAACAACCCCAGUGCACUUUCUUCCUUAGACAGAAGCCGACCCUGGCUAGAGUUCUGCUCAGGCUCACGUUCCCCGGCAGUGUGACUGUUUACAUGGUUUGGCAGUAGGUUUGGUUCUGAUUGCUUCAGAGUGGCUGGUCUAUUUUGUUUCCUUUGGUUUCCUUCCUCCCCAGAUUGUGACAGGAAAAACAAAACAAAACAAAAAAA